AUGGAAAGGGUGCAACAGAAGAACAAAUCUGAAAAUAAAGAGCGCUUCGGGAGCCACGGCUUAAGGUGCAGACAUGGCAAGUCCAAGAAUCACAUCACGCACAACCAGUCCCGAAAAUGGCACAGCAAUGAUAUCAAGAAACCCCGAUCACAAAGAUACAAAUCUCUUAAGGGGGUGGACCCCAAGUUCCUGAGGAACAUGUGCUUUGCCAAGAGGCACAACAAGGGCCUAAAGAAGAUGCAGGCCAACAGUGUCAAGGCCAUAAGUGCAUGUGCCAAGACUAUCAAGGCCCCUGUAAAACCCAAGGAGGUUAAGCCCAAGAUCCCAAAGGGUGUCAGCCGCAAGCUCGAUCGAGUUGCCUACAUUGCCCACCCCAAGCUUGGGAAGCAUGCUCAUGCUCGCAUUGCCAAGGGGCUCCGGCUCUGCACACCAAAGGCCAAGGCCAAUAAUCAAACCAAGGUCCAGGCUGCAGCUCCAGCUUCAAUUCCAGCUCAGGCUCCCAAAGGUGCCCAGACCCCUACAAAGGCUACAGAGUAG
Messenger RNA from Chlorocebus sabaeus (green monkey), 537 nucleotides. The record is from RefSeq and is a predicted model, not a curated record. Lineage: Eukaryota; Metazoa; Chordata; Mammalia; Primates; Cercopithecidae.